AGCCCCACACUGUACGCUUUUCUGGACAAUCAAAUUUUAGCUUUAUAUGACUGAACUAUAUGUAUUGUGUUGCAGGCUCUGGCUCACAAGACAUCAGAAAUGUCAUUCCAUUCAGUGGGAGAGGGUUUAUUCUUGGAGGGAACACACAGACUUCCACGGACAAGCAGAGUCAGAGUCCUCCUAAAGCUCAACCCGAACCUCUCGCCUCUCCUCCUGACUCACCGCUUCUUCCAAGACUACAGCCCAUCGAGGCAAACUCGUUCAAAAGAGUCAGCUCAGGUGCAUCGAAUGUUCCCCGCAGAAAGUCUGUUAGUAACACUAAUGCCUUCAUCAACGUCAAUGGCUCACCUGUGAGAAUUGCCAAAGUCAAUGACUUAAGAGGCAAGCAGAGGUCGGUACGAGAUCUCUUCCAGGCCAUAGUCCUCAAAUCUCCAGAGAGAGCAGCCAGUACGGCUGGUUCCUCCAAGCCUGCCACUGAUGCCUCAACAGCAAACCCUGCUAAAUGCAAUGGACCAUCUUCGUCUAGUGCCUUAGACGGGCAAACUAGCCUGAUCAAUAACCAUCAUUCAUACAGUGCCACAGUGCCAAAGCCUACCUCAAUAGAGUCGCAUCUCUCCAAAUAUUUCGGAAGCAGUGCUCAAAGUUCGAAAUUCCAAGAUUUGGGAAGCCCCCAAAAGUCUGCAACUGGCACACCGGGUUACUUUUCAAAGCCCUUCGGAAGUAACCAAAAACUAGGAUCAGAUGCUACGAGCUCAGGAUUCCGAAACACUGGCAGUCCCCAAAGUUCACGUACUUCAACAACUACUUCAGCGUCCAGUUCGAAGCACUUUGGAGGCUCCGAAAAGCCUGAAUCCAACUUUCCAAGCCCUAGAAGCUUUGGCAGCCCCCGGACAUCAGGGACGACGCCUUCAGGAGCCAAGAAGAGAUCGUGGGAAGAGCGUAAAUCGGAACAUAUCUUUGAUUACUUCCAGCGGACAAAUGACAAGUCCGCCACGUCCACAGUGCAGCAGAGAGAGGAGGUGGAAGACACGGUUCUGCCUGCAGUCAGGGAUCAGCAAGCAAACAAUCCUCCGAUCCAGAUCACCGUCCACUGCCCCGUGUGCCACAUCAACGUACCUGAAUCCACAAUUAAUGAACAUCUGGAUUCCUGUCUGUCAUAGUCACUGAAAGGAAGUACAGGCCAUAGGGCUUUAGUAAAGCUAGGAGAGGUGUUUACUAUGAUAUUCAUAUCUCAGGUAUAGCUUCGAAUAGAAAGAUAAUAAAUAAUUUUUAUGUCAUAGUGGUGAGAUAUUUUAAUUCCAAUGCAAUAGCUAUAAGCGAUAGUUAAAAUAAAUGUAUGUAAGUCAUUGGUAGCACAAUACCCUAAAAAGCGUGCCACAUUUCCUUUUGUACUUUUGUGCAGUUACUGACUUAUUCUACCUCGGUUUUGUAACAAGAGCAUUUGCAUCAUGGGAAGACUGUUGGGUGCGAUUGACAGCUUAGAUGAAACUGAGUGAGCGGUUUAAAGAGGCGUCACUCACUGUCCUUGAUGUCCGCGGUUCAUGUCGAAUCAGCAGUACUGAAUUUCGCACGCGUUUGGCUGUCCGCUGUGGGGUUUAGAUGUGCUUAGCUUUCUGCCGGAUCAGGUUUUGCAAGGUUGCUUACAUCUCGGUGUCAUCAAUAACAGCUCUGUCAGGUUGGCCAUGAUUGGGGGCGGAGCUUGUGCCACCUUCUGCAUAAUAAUUUCACAUCUACUUUGUGCUCUAGAGGAAUGCGCACGUUCAAAAACUAACCCCACCCAGAAGUCAAUAUUGGGUGUGCAGGUUAAAACCUCCUGAUGUGAUGAUAUAUAGUUAAGUCACGAGUAUUGUUGUGUUUCAGAUCCAGCGAUCCACCUUAGAAGGAAACAAUGCCUGAUGACGAGUUCACGCUGCUCAGGUUACCUGUAGAACACGCAGAUGUUGCUUUUGGCGUGGUUCACUUAUAGGCCCGUGAGCGUAACAUUGAUUUACCUUCGUAAAAAGAGGCAGGACGCAUUGAUUUGUUUAGUGUUUGAGGUGCUGCAGGCGUCGGUGCUGUCAUUCGUAAUGUAUGCAUGCCGUUUUAACAAGUUCUCGAGGCAAACCGUGCUGUUAAUGCAUCAUUCUCUGUUGGGAGCGAAACUUUGCACAAUUUAUUGUUGGCCAAUUUAGGGCAAAAUUUUUUGUUUUAAAAUGGUUUUAUAUUGAUACUCCGUUUUAAGAUAAAAGUGAGAAUUUUAUUAAGUGGUUAUAAAUGUUUGUAUGUUUUAAGUGGAUUUUCUAUCGUGUUUUAAAACCCCAAAAUUGUGCCUGAUUAAUUUGUUUGCCAUGU
This is a messenger RNA of Sinocyclocheilus rhinocerous, 2331 nucleotides long. Its product is annotated as sprT-like domain-containing protein Spartan. The record is from RefSeq and is a predicted model, not a curated record. Gene Ontology annotation, biological process: DNA repair. Lineage: Eukaryota; Metazoa; Chordata; Actinopteri; Cypriniformes; Cyprinidae. The coding region runs from base 60 to 1160 and encodes 366 amino acids. Gene Ontology annotation, cellular component: nucleus. Gene Ontology annotation, molecular function: polyubiquitin modification-dependent protein binding; single-stranded DNA binding; metalloendopeptidase activity. The transcript has a single exon.